Molecule: messenger RNA, 709 nt
Organism: Alexandromys fortis (reed vole)
Lineage: Eukaryota; Metazoa; Chordata; Mammalia; Rodentia; Cricetidae
Gene: Fam174a
Product: family with sequence similarity 174 member A
Exons: 2
Coding region: 134-709 (191 amino acids)
Source: RefSeq, a predicted model, not a curated record
CGCCGCCGCCGUCUCUUUCACCCGCCACCCGCCGUGCGGGCUCUCGGCCGGUUCCGGUGCGCCCAUGGUCGGCGCUGCGGACCGGGAGGCUGGCCCGGCGGCUGUGGCGUGCUGAGAGGGCGGCGUGGGGACGAUGCGGGCCCCGCGCGGCUGCUCCCGGCCUGGCCACCUCCUGGCUCCGGCCUUCUUCCUGCUGUUGCUGUCCGCGCUGAACGGGUCCGGGGCGGCGCUGUCCACGGCGGACGGGGUGGCGCCAGUAUCCGGGCCUCGCGAGUCCGGGCCGCGCACGCAGUCCCCGCUGCCUCCCGGCCCCACCGCUGCCCAGCCCCGGGGCCAAGCUCAGGGUGAAGCCGCCGGCCCUCGAGGCGCGGAAGGCCGCAAUAGCAGCAGCCCCGGAGCGGGGCCUGAGGCGGAUGGCCUCGGAGGGAAGGCCGCGGAAGGCUCGGCCGGUGGCAGCUUGGCUGCUGUGAGCCCCAACCCUGGCGAGAAGCCCAUGACCCAGCGGGCCCUGACCGUGUUGGUGGUGGUGAGCGGCGCUGUGCUGGUGUACUUCGUGGUCAGGACCGUCAGAAUGAGAAGAAGAAACCGUAAAACUAGGAGAUAUGGAGUUUUGGACACUAACAUAGAAAACAUGGAAUUGACACCUUUAGAACAAGAUGAUGAGGAUGAUGACAACACAUUGUUUGAUGCCAAUCAUCCUCGAAGGUAA